Messenger RNA from Leptinotarsa decemlineata (Colorado potato beetle), 644 nucleotides. RefSeq names its product ER membrane protein complex subunit 4 (gene EMC4). Lineage: Eukaryota; Metazoa; Arthropoda; Insecta; Coleoptera; Chrysomelidae. The record is from RefSeq and is a predicted model, not a curated record.
CCAUUUGUCAAAAAUUUUAAUCUCUGAUGUCAUCUUUCAUUCAAUAACCUAAAUCUCAAUAUUUAUUAAAUAAUUAUAUCUAAUAUUUACCAGUACCUACAUACUUAUAAUUCUAUCCAAAUCCAAACAUGUCGAAUAAACAACAAAACAAAAGGGCCAAAUGGAGUCUUGAAAAUAUUAAAAUAACCCGUGUAUCUGCCGAAUCUUUACCAUCACCACCGGGCUACAACGCAUCAAGUGUUGGUUCCAACAGUGAAGUAUCAAAAAAAACGGACGUUUCCCGUCUAAUAACAAAGAAGUCUUGGGAUCUUGCUUUGGCUCCAAUGAAACAAGUACCAAUGAACCUAUUCAUUAUGUAUAUGGCUGGAAAUUCCAUAUCUAUUUUUCCUAUCAUGAUGGUAGGAAUGUUAUUAAUGCGACCAUUACAAGCUAUUUGGUCUACAAAGGCGACUUUCAAAAUGAUGGAAACGUCCAGUGCCAUUUUGCAAAUGAUUGUUUAUGUGUUCGGUAAUUUUGUAAAUAUAGGUUUAGCACUCUAUAAGUGCCACAGUAUGGGUCUACUACCAACCCAUGCCAGUGAUUGGUUAGCAUUUGUGGAACCUCCAAUUCGGCUAGAAUAUUUGGGUGGAGGAAUAAAAAAGUGA